Monopterus albus (swamp eel) is the source of this 3946-nucleotide messenger RNA. RefSeq names its product hexose-6-phosphate dehydrogenase (glucose 1-dehydrogenase) (gene h6pd). Bases 1169 to 3544 code for a protein of 791 amino acids. Gene Ontology annotation, molecular function: NADP binding; glucose-6-phosphate dehydrogenase activity; 6-phosphogluconolactonase activity. Lineage: Eukaryota; Metazoa; Chordata; Actinopteri; Synbranchiformes; Synbranchidae. Gene Ontology annotation, cellular component: endoplasmic reticulum. The transcript is spliced from 5 exons. The record is from RefSeq and is a predicted model, not a curated record. Gene Ontology annotation, biological process: glucose metabolic process; pentose-phosphate shunt; pentose-phosphate shunt, oxidative branch.
UUUUUUUUUUUUUACGUCUGUCAGGGUGUAUUUGUUGUUCUUAUUGUCUGACGUCUUUGUGGUGACAUUACAAUUGCAGCAUUAAGAAAAUGAUUGUAGAGCAUUGUGUGUGUGUGUGUGUGCUUGUAUCAAGUGAAGUUUGACAGCUGGCAGGUGGAAUCGUGUCCGUAAAAAUCGUCCACGUUUCAUCUCUCGGUGUAACGCUAUAUUUGCUUUUUGUUCAUUUUUGUAGUGCGUUUGUAACGCUAUGUUUUGCUUCACAGAAACGAGGAAGUGACGCAUAGCCGAAAUAGCAACAAAUAGUGUAAAAAAAAAAUCUUGCGCGGUGGAGGUAACGUACGUUAACAAUUGUUUCUCCAGUUCUGGGGGCCACUUUCAUUUUUAUUGACACUGUCUUUGUGUAAAGCUUGAAUAGCCUGGAGCCGAGAAUGAACCCCCCGAGGUUAUUUUUGUGAUGCUUUGUUUCCUGGUUAGCCAGAGCCGAGCAGGAAGCCACAUAGUUCGUAGGGGUACACAGCCCUUUGCGCAACACGUGUGCAGCAAAAACCAGGAUUGUUUUAAACAGGGAAGUGAAUCUGGGGCAUCGAAGGGCAUCCUGCGUAAAAACUGCGCCAAAUCGCGCAUGCAAAGACGGUGCUCCCACCCGAUGAAGCUAAUAUCUUCAUAAAAUGACACAAAUCACCCCCUGGGAAAAAUGUACUUGAUUUGUACUUUGAAUGAUUUUUUGGGGGGGGCUCAUGACCCAGCUGCUAUAGAGGGGGCAGGGAUUAUGGCCUUUACUGCAACCGGCCACCAGGAGGCAAUUGACUGUUGGUGCCUUCACUUCUGUCACAUUGUCUGUAUUUAUACACAGCCUAUUGUUUGGCUAAAAGUAAGGGCGCUGCCUUGAGAAACAGGUUUGUCUUUAUACCAGAGAGAAUAGGAGUCUGAUAUGUCUGACAAUGUUAAGUGUAAAUAUAAAACCAAUAAUUCCAUGGAGGCCCAAACUGGUGGAAGCCUGUAACUUCUGUGUAAAAUUGAAUGUACUGUGCAUCUGCAUGUCUUCACCUUGUUACUGGACUCUUGCUAUCUAACAAGAAGUGGCUGUCCAUCAGCUGAACUUGAUUUGCAUGGAUGCAAACAUGGAGGUAAAGGCAAACAUGGAGGGGUUUGGACAUUUAGAACCAGCAUGUUGGUGACUGUGCUCCUGCUUCUGGUCACUCUGUGUGCCAAGGGAGGAAAUGGAGUUGAGACAGAGGAGGUGCGGAGGCCUGGCCAUGUUUCAGUGGUGAUAGUAGGAGGCACAGGUGACUUGGCAAAGAAGUACCUGUGGCAGGGCUUCUUCCAGCUGUACGUUAACCAGGUCAAUAAUGGAAACACAUUUUCCUUCUACGGCGGAGGACUGUCACCUGCAGACCAGGCCACACCGGUGCUGUUUGAUAUCCUAAAGGCAGUGUCCUGCUCAAAGGAUGUAUCUCAGGAGCGCUGCGCUCUUCUGAAAGAGCAGUUCCUUCGUCUCUCUCGGUAUCGGCAGCUGAAGAGCCUUGAGGAUUAUCAGGACCUGGCUAACCACAUUGAGAAAAAACUUGAGGAAGAAGGAAUGACGGAGGCAGGGAGGCUUUUCUACCUCUCAGUGCCAGCUUUCGCAUAUGCAGAUAUUGCUGAUAAAAUAAAUAGUAGCUGCAGGUCGACCAAUGGGGCCUGGCUGAGGGUAGUGCUAGAGAAACCUUUUGGACAUGACUUUAGGAGUGCUCAGGUACUAGCGUCUCAGCUCGGGAGUUCAUUGAAGGAAAAUGAAAUGUACAGAAUUGAUCAUUACCUGGGCAAACAGGUGAUCGCAAAGAUACUCCCAUUCAGAGUAGAGAACAAGAAGUUUCUGGAUCCCAUCUGGAACAAGCAGCACAUAGAGAGAGUGGAGAUUGUACUGAAGGAGACCCUGGAUGUUAAAGGUCGCAUUCCCUUCUAUGACCAGUACGGAGUGAUCAGAGAUGUGCUGCAGAACCACCUGACUGAGGUCAUGGCCCUAUUGACAAUGAGGCUUCCCAGGAAUCUGAGCAGCAGUGAGGAGGUCCUCCAAAACAAGCUGCAGAUCUUCAGUUCCUUGCUGCCUUUAGGGAAGAAUCAAGCUGUGAUCGGCCAGUACCAAGCAUACAGAUCAGAGGUGCAGCAGGAGCUCAACAAGACAAAAGAUCAUGUCAGUCUCACGCCAACAUUUGCAGCUGUAUUGGCACACAUUGAUGAGGCCCAGUAUGAAGGUGUGCCACUUCUAAUGAUCUCAGGAAAGAUGUUAGAUGAACGUGUGGGUUAUGCACGCAUACUUUUCAAGAAUGACAUCUUUUGUCUGAAGAACCACAACAGCAUUCACUGUAAGCCCAAACAGAUAGUUUUCUACUUUGGGCAUGGCAGUCUUCAGUAUCCAGCAAUUCUUGUAAGUAAGAAUUUAUUCAAGCCAGAUUUAAUUAACAGUGAGUGGAAGGAAGUGACCGAGCACUCAGAUAUCAGUGUUUUAGGUUUACCUAUAUCAGACUAUUAUGUGCAAACUCCAACGGAGCAGAGGGACGCUUAUGUGGAGCUGAUUUCUUACAUAUAUGCUGGACGUAAGAAUAGUUUCAUUAGUACUGAAAACCUGCUGGCUUCCUGGGGCUUAUGGACGCCACUGCUCAGUAGCCUAGCCAGCUCUUUUCCCCGCAUCUACCCUGGUGGUGCUGACAAUGAAGGUCUGCUGGACAUCCGUCUGAAAGGGAAAGACAUUGCCUACAACAGUGAAGUGGUGAUAAUCAGCCGUGACCAGAUGGGGGGCACAUCAGGAAAUGGUUUUCAAGUGAUGCAAGGUAAAUUUCGUAGUGCCGACAUGGUGUCUGCCUGGGCUGAGGAGCUAGUGGAGAAGCUGGCUGCAGACAUACAGGAAGCCGCCGAGGCAGCAGUGCAUGAGAGCGGUGUUUUCCAUCUCGCGCUCUCUGGUGGGUCUACACCUCUCGCUCUGUUUCACAGAUUGGCCCUGCACCAUUUCUCCUUCCCCUGGAGGAACACCCACGUGUGGAUGGUUGAUGAGCGCUGCAUCCCGCUGACUGAAGUGCAGUCUAACUUCUACAGCUUACAUAACCACCUACUACAGCAUGUAAGGAUACCCUAUUACAACAUUCACCCCAUGCCAGUGCAGCUCAACCAGCGUUUAUGCGUAGAGGAGGACGGAGGAGCACAGCUGUAUGAGAAAGAGAUCAGCAGGUUGGUUAAUGGUUCCAGCUUCCAUUUUGUACUGUUGGGGGUCGGCUAUGAUUACCACACAGCCUCCCUGUUCCCCGGUCACAAACUGGAUGAAUUUGGUGAGAGUCUGGUGGCCCUCACUGAGAGCCCUGCCAAGCCUCACCAGCGUAUGAGCCUCACUUUCAGUGCCAUUAAUCGAGCCCACAAGGUUGCUAUUUUAGUGAUGGGCAAAGGCAAACACGAGCUGAUCACACAGCUGAGCCGAGUGAAGGACAAUCCAGACAAGUGGCCUGUCACUGGGGUGAAGCCUGCUAAUGGCAGAAUGGUUUGGUACUUAGACUAUGAUGCAAUUAUAGGAUAGGGAUUAAAUUCCUAACUUUCAAUCAAAAAUGUCUUUAAAGCUCUUCAUUUUAAAAGAAAAGGCUGCUCAUUUUCUACAUUAACGGGGUAUUUAACACUCCCCAUACAGAGACUAAAACCAAGAAUGAAUGUCUUCUAUUCACUGUUGUCUGUCCUGGAUUAGUUUAUUCAUCUGUGGCCUAGAUCUCCAUUGUUCAGUAACAAUUUAAAAACACAUCAGGGAAACACACUGUUGCACUGGUUGACAUGUUGCCUCAUUAUGAAAUGCCAGACCCUAAUAUUUUAAGAACAUGUUGCCACAAAGGCUCUGAAUGGCCCUAACCUUUUAAAGCAUCUAAAGUAAGCAAGAGUCAAGGCCUCAUGCACAAGAUCUCUGGAUAUUCUUAACCAAUAUCAGGGUCUU